CUAUCUGUUCAGUUUGCACCCUAACGGGGCGAUAGUGUUCAGUUUGACCUUUACGGGGCUGUGCUGCCGGACUACCCUCUGUGAGCAGGGGCUACUCCGAAAGAACGUUUCAAUGAGUUUGGCUCCUUCAACCAUGGUAUUGAUUCACUGGGUGAACAUGCUAUAGCGGUUUGGUGGAGUCUCUCUUCGAAGGCGUUGCCAAACAAAGAUUAGGUGCAGAGAAUAUCUCCCUCCAUCCCGUUCUACAUCUCUCUCUCUCUCUCAGAUCGCUCGCUGAAACGACCGAGUCAUAAUCUAUUGAGAAACUUCUCUCGGAGUUACUACACCUUCACCAACCGGAGCAUCGCCGCCGAUUAUUCACACUCGCUAAUCGAACCUUGGGCAAGCUCUCCCUCAGUAUGAUAUAAACUGAAGGCUUUGCUCAGCUCGAGCCUCGACUGGAAGAUUUUAGGGUUUUGAUUUGGUGAAGCAUACGAAUUUGGGGUUUUAAUAGCUUGUUGAACAAAAAAGAGAGAGAAGCUUUUCGACUGGUUUAUGUGAAAAUUGUAGGGUUUCCAUCUUGGGACUGUUUUUGACUAGAUAAAUUUGAUCUUUUUCUCCGUUUGACCACUUAAAAUUGGGAUUUUGAUAUGGUGCAACUCUAGGAAUUUGAGUUUUUAUGAGUGUUUGACCUAGUAGUUUGGUUUCUGAUUGGUUUAAACGGGAAAAGGCAGGGUUUUGAUCUCGGGUUUGUUCAAAUUGCGAAUGGGGGACGAAAGGCCGAAUGCAAUGAAUCUGGACUUGAAUUUGGGUCCUUCUCCUUCUCUUGAUAAUGAUCCGGGAUUUAUAACGUUGUCCAACGAGGCAGUGACCUUGGAUGACUGGAUCGGUGGACAGAGUGUUAAUCGAGUUAGGGAAUCUGAUAGGUUGAGGUUUAGGGCUAGGGGAUGGACAUCGGUGUGGCAACCGAGACCGAUCACCCCUGAAACUAGGAACAUUGCCCUGGAGUUGAUGAUGAAUUCCAGUAGUGUUGGUGGUAGUAGUUUACAAGCUGGGGAGGGCAGUGUCCCCUCUGAGGUAAAAGAUAAUGAAGCAUCUAAAAUGCGUGAAAAUAACGCAAACCAAGAAGGGGAUGGGUUAAUAGGAAAAAGGGAAGAUGAGGAAAAGGGUAGUAAAGAGGAAGAAAGCUUUUUCGAUUGUAACAUAUGCUUGGAAUUACCUAGGGAUCCUAUUGUGACUCCUUGUGGUCACCUGUUUUGUUGGCCAUGCAUAUAUCGUUGGCUACAUGUUCACUCAGACGCCAAGGAAUGUCCAGUGUGCAAGGGGGAGGUGACAAUUAAGAAUAUGACUCCUAUUUAUGGCCGUGGGAACAGUAAUCAUGAGCUAGAGGAGGAUCCAAAUCUUAUUUAUGGGUGUGGGAGCACUAUUCAUGAUCCGGGUGAGGAUCCGGGUCUUAAGAUCCCUACUAGGCCGCAUGCACGGAGGAUUGAGGGCUGGAGGCAAACUUUUCAGAGAAACGGAUUUCCUUUUCCAAUGGAGGAAAUGAUUAGGCGUCUCGGCAGUAGAUUUGAUUUGACUAGGGAUUUGGUGCAAGUUUACUCACAGAAUACAGACAAUGCACAAAAUCAUUCAUCCGCAAGAAGUAACUCCUUGCUUAAUCGGAUUCUAACUUCUAGGGGAAUGCGAAGAGAACACAAUACAGUGGUGGGGGGAGAUGAGGUGGUUGAUGCUGAGGUGCCACAAGAUGGAAUUCACCGGCAUUCAUCACUUUUACAUCGAAGAUCAAAUACACAGCGGGCUUAUACAGUUGCCGAUCUUACAUCUGCAUUGAGUUCCACCGAAACACUUGUGUCGUCGUAUUUUCAAUAUUACCAUGUCGAAGGAAAUCAAGAACAGCCUCCAGCGGUGGAUGAUAGGGAUUCUGUGUCAAGCAUUGCUGCAGUUAUACGCUCUGAGAGUCAGACGGUGGACACUGCUGCAGAAAUAGAUUCUACAGUGUCCCUCUCCACUUCAUCAUCCAGAAGACGCAAUGAUGGUUCUAGGGUUUCAGAUGUGGACAGCGGUGAUUCCAGACCAUAUAGAAGGAGAAGAUUUAAUUGAGCGCUUGAUAGUCCAGUCACGUAUUUUGAAUCGUUCUAGCAUGCCUUUUAAUCGACUGUGGCGGUUUGCAUGGCAAAUCAAAUGGGCAGUGAAGUAUGCAGGCAAACUUGCUCAUUGCUUGUGUACACAUCCUUUAAACUAUCCUUAUUUACAUUUGUACAUUAGCUUUCAAUUCCCGAGUUUUCCCUUGAAUCUACUGCUGUUUUUAUUUGUUGAUGCAAUUCUUCAUGUAUAAAUCUACAUCAUGUAUUCUAUUGUUUGAUGACAACUGCGUUGUCCGUAGAUAAUGUUGGUUCCCUAGGCUUUUGUGUCAACUUGCUGCAUGUGACAUGACAAGGGAAGUAGCAAGCGUAGUUAUUGCAGGAGCUACUACACUGGCUUUGAUCCUCUUUAGUAGCAGGCAAUGUAGUAACUUGCUCUACUGAUUGCAGUCAUAUUAAGUCGAAGUGAUUUAUCCCAGGUGGUUUAAUGUUUUCCAGUGCAUCUGCAACCUGAUUCUUGGUUCUGGGCGUGUAAUUAGAGGUGAUCUUUCGGAUCCAGAGUAUCAACUCGUGAUAUUCGCGAUACAGGAUCAACUUAGGCUCUUUGGCCUUCCGAUUUCCCACAGCUGGCAUGUAAUGGGUAGUCUCCAUAGACCUCGAUGUCCCUUAUGCCGAAGGCUGCUUUUAGACCCAUGAUACACAUUCUUAUUUUUUAUUUUUAUUUUUUUUCGAGUCUUGAUAUGGGUUAUGUAAUUACUCAUUUUCAUCCCAAACUGAUACUGAUAUAACUGUUUAUUGAAGCUACUCUCCAUUCGUGUGAGCCUGAAGGUCAGCAUGAUUGGUUAUAUUUA
Molecule: messenger RNA, 2911 nt
Organism: Rhododendron vialii
Lineage: Eukaryota; Viridiplantae; Streptophyta; Magnoliopsida; Ericales; Ericaceae
Exons: 3
Coding region: 745-2079 (444 amino acids)
Biological process (GO): ubiquitin-dependent protein catabolic process
Cellular component (GO): endoplasmic reticulum
Molecular function (GO): ubiquitin protein ligase activity; ubiquitin-like protein conjugating enzyme binding; metal ion binding
Source: RefSeq, a predicted model, not a curated record